Messenger RNA from Bufo gargarizans (Asiatic toad), 1673 nucleotides. RefSeq names its product microfibril-associated glycoprotein 4-like. The transcript is spliced from 6 exons. Bases 24 to 830 code for a protein of 268 amino acids. Lineage: Eukaryota; Metazoa; Chordata; Amphibia; Anura; Bufonidae. The record is from RefSeq and is a predicted model, not a curated record. Gene Ontology annotation, biological process: elastic fiber assembly.
CCAAUCUGCAGGUAUCUGCGAAAAUGAAGAAGCUGUCGCUGAAUUUCACCCUCUUCCUGCUGCUGAUUGGUCCCGUGUCCUCUGCGCCCCUCAACCAGGCUGAUGUCGUCAGCUGCAUAGAUACCUGUCACCCCCAUGACUGCUCGGAUAUGGCUGCCCAGAGUCUGACCUCGGACGGUGUGUACCUGAUAUAUCCUGGUGGUGCGAACGCUCCUCCGGUACCUGUGUACUGUGACAUGAGCAGCGCUGGAGGACCCUGGACGGUCUUUCAGAAGAGGUUUGAUGGUGGCGUGGACUUCUAUCGGGUUUGGGAAGACUAUAAGUCUGGCUUUGGACUAGCAUCUGGAGAAUACUGGCUGGGUUUGCAGAACAUUUUCCUCCUGACCCAGAAGAAGUUGUAUCGUCUGCGCAUCGACCUGGAGGACUUUGAGAACGACACUCGCCACGUGACUUAUGACUCCUUCUCCCUCUCACCUCUAGCAGUCAACCCUGAUGUGGACGGGGACAAACUGCAUAUCGAUGGAUUUAAGGAAGGAGAUCCAACAAGACGGGCUGGAAAUUCUAUACAAGGCCAUAACCAGUUCAAAUUUUCAAACCAUGACCACGAUAGAGACACGUAUGUCGGUAACUGUGCAGUGAUGUAUCAUGGAGCCUUCUGGUACAACAAAUGUCAUGGGGCCAAUAUUAAUGGGAAAUAUCAAAAUGGUGUCACCACGGAGUAUGCCACCGGUGUUGUAUGGGCCACAUGGAAAGGGGCUUACUAUUCCCUGAAGAGGACUGAGAUGAAGAUUUCCCCAACAUCUAGAGAAAGCAGCAAACAGCAACUGUGACGACAAUCCCCCCGCAUAACAUAUGAGCGGACCAGAUUACUGUGUUAUUAGUCCUGAUGGUAUUAGGUUUGUAACAAUGUAGCAUCAUGAGGGAGCUGUGAUUACUUAAUACAGCAUUAUUAGACCCUGUCUCAUGUAAUCCCUCCAUUCUAGAUGGUGAUUUACCGUCCCAGGUUCUCAGAUCUGACCAAACAAAUAUAGAGAACAAAACACAGAUCUGUAGAGUUUGGACAAUGUAAGACACUGCGAGACCAGAUGAACACCUAUGGACGCCUCCACUAUAGUCGUGUGUCUCUGGUCUAUGUCAUGGGCAUGCUUGUGCAUCUUGGCUCAUGUUCACAAUGAGAUAUACACUGAUGAUUAAUCAAUUAUCUCCAAGUAAUUAAUACACAAACACAAGACCUUUUACCCAAUACUCGUCCACUUAUAACAUCUCACAUCUGUCUACAAUAGAUCCUUUAUGAUAUGGCAAAUGGUGAAGGUCCUCGUCUUCAGGAGACCACAUCGAUGGUGGUACAUUAGCAGUCGAUAUGUCCUGUUAGGGUAUAUGGGUGUCAUAGACAGGAAUCCCCGAUCAUAAGCCCCUCUAUGAGCCAAAAUGAAGCCACUGCAUAGAUGCACAGAGCAGUUCCCCCACUAGUGGUCUUGAUACGACCAGAUAUUGUAUUAUUUCUCAAUCAUUUCAAUGGGCACGGGGAAAUGGAAUAUGAACGACCAGAAAAAGCUUCUCCAACUUUAGCAGCUGAGUCCAGGGAUUAGAGGAGCCAGACCUGCAUCCUUCUGCUGAUCUUGAGACAGCUUCAUUCUAAUGGCGGCCAUAUUAUUAUGAGGGAAAUCAUUUCU